GAGUCUUAAUUUUUGACAUGCUUUGCUGACUCCUGGGGUGACCAAACCCCCCUGAACUAUGCUUGGGAAUAGCCCCAGGGGAUCAGCUUCCAUCAUCAGACGACAAAAAGGAGACAAAUAAAUAAUGUUCUCUCGGAAGGAUUCUAAAAAAGAAGCAAAUAAAUAAAAGUUCUCUCAGGUUUCUAACAGCGAAUGCUAAGGCAAACGAAGCCACAUAAGAAAAGGCAGUCAUUCUGUAAAAGCUGGAGAGCAGCUGAGCAGCCAAGGCAGAGGAUUUCAGAGGGUUUAUUCCCUCACCAUCACGGCCUGGGCCCUUGGGGAGCCGCUCAGUGACUGAAUUUCUCUCCAGACAAACGCUGCAGCGCGGACACGGGGCUGCAGCGCCCUGUGAUGGCGGACGCCUUUCGGCACAACCUGGGCCUCGCUGAGGCGGCGCCGGGCCCCGGCGGCGGAGCGUUGCGGGGCCCCAGCCGCCUUCCCCCGGCCCCUCGGUCGCUUUCGAGCUGCUCCGGGGCCUCAGCAAGGCCCGGGGCCGUUCCCCGAAGGCCCCGGUGGCGGAAGCGGGCGGUGCUGGGCGGGCCUGCCGGGGGGAAGCCGGCCGAGGAGGGGCGGCGAGGCCGGGCAGGCCGCCGGGGAGUCCCCGGGGUCGCCUCGGUGCUGCGGCGGCGCCCCCCGGAGCCGGGAGCGGAGGGAGAGCUUGUCCGGUAGCGCAGCGAGGAUGGUUUCUCCCAAAACGCGAUAUUUAGUGUUCUUUCAAUACUAUGGCACUAAAUAUAGUGGGGUGAUGGAAACGUCAGUUAACCAGUCAGGGAUUGGAGUCCAGAACUGUUUGGAGAAGGCAGCACAGAACCUGAGACCUGUUGUUCCCAUCAAGUUCCACAUCUCCAGCCGAACAGACAGUGGCGUUCAUGCACUCUGCAACGCUGCUCACCUCGACAUCCAGAGGGCACCUGGGAAGCCAGCUUUUCAAGAGAGAGAGCUCAUCCAUGGUCUAAAUCACUACCUGAAGCCUGAACCAAUCCGCAUUUUGAGUGCCUACCGGGUGCCCAGUGACUUCCACGCACGCUUCUCGGCGCUGUCAAGAACCUACGUUUACCGGCUGCUCUUGGGCUGCGCCCACUGGUCUGAAGUACCCGUGUUUGAAAGGGACCUGUGCUGGGCUCCUCCGGGGGGCUACCUGGAUGUGCCAGCCAUGCGGGAUGCAGCACGGCUCCUGCUGGGAACCCACGACUUCAGCACUUUUCGCUCACUGAACUCUGAAACACCCUUUCGGUCUCCGAUCAGAACCAUUGUCCAGGCAGAAAUCCAACCCUCUGCUGGUUUCCUGGCUCACCACUACGAAUCCAGGGGGCUGGAGUUCUGGGAGUUGAAGUUCAGGAGCAAGUCGUUCCUUUACCGGCAGGUCCGAAGGAUGGUUGGGGCUCUAGUUGCAGUCGGCCAGGGAAAGCUAACACCUCACCACAUCAAGGAGUUACUGGAGAUAAAAGAUGCGCGGGCUUUUCCACCGCACGCCAUGGCUCCGCCGUCUGGACUCUUCCUAAAAUCCGUGGAAUAUAACGAAGCAGAUUUGCACACAACAAGGGCCCCAGGAGAAUAGGAGCCCUGUCGGAUACGAGGCUCUGGAGGACUGUUGGUGUGGAUGCGGCAGAGGUCUGCAGGGCACGCCACGCGUGGUCUUCUCAAUAAACAUCACUGCCUG
This is a messenger RNA of Oxyura jamaicensis (ruddy duck), 1699 nucleotides long. RefSeq names its product pseudouridine synthase like 1 (gene PUSL1). The transcript has 8 exons. Gene Ontology annotation, biological process: tRNA pseudouridine synthesis. The coding region runs from base 719 to 1597 and encodes 292 amino acids. Gene Ontology annotation, molecular function: RNA binding; pseudouridine synthase activity. NCBI's taxonomy places the organism in Eukaryota, Metazoa, Chordata, Aves, Anseriformes, Anatidae. The record is from RefSeq and is a predicted model, not a curated record.